Linum tenue is the source of this 3169-nucleotide messenger RNA. NCBI's taxonomy places the organism in Eukaryota, Viridiplantae, Streptophyta, Magnoliopsida, Malpighiales, Linaceae. The record is from the annotation of a GenBank genome assembly.
GGCCGGGUCAAUAGAGCUCAAAUUAGGGCCGGGUAUGUUGUAAUUUUGGGUUGGGCCUUUACUCGGCCCAAAGUGAAAGUACGUUCCCCUAUCGGCCGCUGGGGAAUGUGAUCCCGUUCCCGUCGGUCGCUGGCUCAGCGACACAUUGCAGUGCUGCGAGGUGUCGCCGAAUAUGGGUAACGUGGCGGUUUUCUGGCGCACUCUCAAAUUACAAAGCAGCGAUCCAUACGUAUCCUGCAAGCACCACUGUUCUUCUUCCUUCUUCUUCAUGCGCGAGCUCGUCUGUUAAUGGAUAGAAACAGUUGAGUGGCGGGCGCUUCACAGAUACUCCCACAAUCCUUCUGUGCGUGGCUUUUCCCCCGCGGGGGAGCAGCGUUUGUUCUUUGGGGCAUUUUCACGAACGGUUGUUGUGCGAAAGGAUGCCGGUUGACGGCUAGCUCGAGAUACUAUUCUUCUUCUACUGGUAUCUUCGUUUCGAUCUCGUAGCGCCAAUGAGGAGUGUUACCGGAAUUCUCAAGCGUCACCGCCGGUUUACGCUGCUUUCCUCCCGCAUUGCUCGUCAUGAGAGUUCUGCAUUGGCUCCACUUGGCAAUUCUAGUAAGGGUCUGGCAUACCGGGGAAUCAUGGAGAUUAAGCAUCCGGCAUGCUUCCUCCAGCAAAGGCUCUUCUCCACGGCCUUCACGAGUGUUCAUGGCGAGAAGCCUUCCGGAAAAUAUGCAAAACUGAGGAAAGAGUCACUGGAAAGUGAAUUUGGGCAGGCUCUUGGUACCUACAGCUCCAGCAAGGCUUCUCAUAUCUAUCGAUUUGGUCCAUUUCUGGCGAUUUAUAGAGCUGCAAUCAUCUCAUAUCAUCUCUUCAAGUUAACCAUUUGGCAAAUUUUCGUCAAGGAUAUGAAAAAACGUGCCAUCGUGUUUCGUGAGACUCUAGUAAGCUUGGGGCCUUUCUACAUCAAGGCAAGUGGCUUGUUGUUACUCUCUCAUUCGCACUUGGGCAAGCUCUUAGUACCAGGCCAGAUGUACUGCCAACCAUAUACUGCCAAGAGCUUGCUAAGUUACAGGAUCAAAUACCACCCUUUCCUACUAAAGUUGCCAUUAGAUCUAUCGAGUCCCAGUUGGGCCGACCUAUUACACAAAUCUUUGCUGACAUCAGUCCAGAACCUGUUGCUUCAGCUUCAUUGGGUCAAGUGUAUAAAGUUGAAGCGCUUCGCUAAGGCUCGCAAGGAUCUGCUGGUUGCUGUAAAUGAGAUGGAGUUUGUAUAUAGUUUCACCUUGAAAGAGCAAAAACAAGUCAACCCCACAGAAUCUCCGGUUCCGGUCUACUUAGUAAAGAAAAUGUCUAUUUUGGCUGAUCAGGUCAGGCACAUGUUUGAUGAGAUUGACUACAUCCUUGAGGCAAAAAAUGCUGAACGUUUUGCUACUCUUUAUGGUUGUGAAGCCUCUACAACAGUUGUGGACGAGAAUGAAAAUUAUGUUAAAGUUCCGAAAAUAUAUUGGGACCUCACGCGCAAAGCUGUGCUCACAAUGGAAUGGAUAGAUGGGAUCAAGCUUACUAAUGAAGCACGUCUAAGCAAAGCUUGCUUAGACAGAAGAAAACUGAUUGACCAGGGAUUGUACUGCUCAUUGAGGCAAUUGCUUGAAGUAGGAUUUUUCCAUGCUGACCCCCAUCCAGGAAACCUUGUUGCUACAGACAGCGGCCAUCUUGCUUAUUUUGACUUUGGAAUGAUGGGAGAUAUUCCUCGGCCUUAUCGUGUGGGACUUAUUCAAGUGCUCGUGCACUUUGUUAACCGUGACUCUCUGGGUUUGGCGAAUGACUUCCUUUCUCUGGGAUUUAUCCCUGAAGGGGUUGACAUAAGAGCAGUCGCUGAUGCAUUGCGAACGUCUUUUGGGGAUGGUUCAAGACAAUCAAGAGACUUUGAGGGAAUAAUGAACCAACUAUACGAUGUUAUGUACGAGUUCAACUUCUCCCUUCCUCCAGACUAUGCUCUCGUGAUAAGAGCCCUUGGAUCACUUGAAGGCACAGCAAAGGCACUAGAUCCCAACUUCAAAGUUGUGGAGAGUGCAUAUCCUUUCGUCAUUGGCAGGCUCUUGGCUGACCCAAGUCCUGACAUGCGGAGAAUCUUGAGGCAACUACUGAUCUGCAAUGAUGGAUCGAUCAGAUGGAACAGACUUGAACGCCUGAUGGCAGCAAUAUCCCAAGGAUCAGCUACCGGAGAAGCUGCUAAUUCGAAAGACGGUUCUCCAAAUCCACUGGGAUGGAAAUCGUUUGAUAUGCGUGCUGUCGUCAGUGCAACAGAGGACCUUCUCCUGUUUGUUCUAUCACAAAAAGGAUCAAGGGUGCGCGUUUUCCUCCUUAGGGAUAUGAUCAAGGCAGCUGACGCUUUCAUACAAGAUGAAGUAGUGGGCCACAGCUUCGACGACAACCCUCAUCCUGAAUUACAACGACAACCAUCCGGAUCCGAGGAACACAAAAUGGUAAUGAGGGUUGCGAAUGGGUUUCGAUAUCUCUCUCGGGCAAUAAAGAUGGCUCCCGAGGUAUGGACAGCAAUGCUUAUACGAAUGGCGGUGAAGCCCGAGUUCCACCAAUUUUCGGCCGACGUGAUAUCAGCAUUUGUCAUGCAUUUUAGCCGUAGAGUUCCGGAGACUCAUUUCAUCUGUAUUUCCAAACUGCUGCAUAAGCUGGGAUCAAAAUCCAGAUACAGUGACCCUGUUAGAUGAUGAGCAAGCUGAAACUGUAGAGGCUCACUUUCCUAGUCACAAAAAUAGCAAAAUGGUAGGUGUUUUCUUUAGUCGAAUUUUGGUUAGGUAGCGUUCUUCGAAUCUUUCUGAGUUUUGACCAAUAUGUAAAUCACAUGUGGCUGGCUGCAUUCUGGUACUUCGCUAACACUCUGAAUCUGAAUGGGGGGGGGAAUUGAUUCAGAUGAAGGCGGGGAAUGUUGACCAGUGAGCCACUGGUCAACAUUCCCCGAUCAUUGUCUAUGUCGAUAUAUGCGCAUCUCGUAUCUGAUCAAUGUACUGAUUCCCCUCGUCGAAUCAACAUUCGAAGCUUGAUCCCCAUAAUGUUGUAGAAAUGUAAGUAGCCUAGUUACAGGAAUAUUCUGGUAGAGAACUGAGCCUGCAAAAGUUGCUGAAAUAUUGGGAAGUAAUUGGCAAUUAAGCCGUGUGGUACGGAA